Ascochyta rabiei is the source of this 633-nucleotide messenger RNA. RefSeq lists its product as uncharacterized. Gene Ontology annotation, biological process: protein localization to Golgi apparatus; Golgi to endosome transport; Golgi to plasma membrane protein transport. Gene Ontology annotation, cellular component: trans-Golgi network; Golgi membrane. The transcript is spliced from 2 exons. The record is from RefSeq and is a predicted model, not a curated record. Bases 1 to 633 code for a protein of 210 amino acids. Lineage: Eukaryota; Fungi; Ascomycota; Dothideomycetes; Pleosporales; Didymellaceae.
AUGUCACAACGACACAGCGAGCGCACCCUCCGCGCCUUCAUGCCCCGCCGCCGCCGCCCUCCCCGGCCCGGUGCACUCGCCGACCUCUCGCCCACGCGCAUUGCGUCCCAGAUCGUGCUCCUCCAGCUCGCCUACUAUGCAUGCGCCGCGGUGCUCAUCGUCUUCACUGCGCUGGUCGCGGGCAAGGAGAUAAGCCUGGACCUCCUCUUCAGCUGGGAGACACUCCGCGGCGACACAACAGUGGGCUGGACGCUGGGGCUGGUCUGGAUUCUGAACAGUCUCACCAGCGCCAUUUUUAUUCUGCUCCUAAUAGCGCGCUCGAAGCUUGUCCUUGACUUCGCCCUCACCGUUCACUUCAUACACCUCGUCGUCACCUCCCUGUACACACAUGCCAUACCCUCCCACCUCUUCUGGUGGGCCCUACAGACGGCCAGCGCCACGAUCAUGACCUCCCUCGGCGUAUGGGCGUGUCAGUGGCGCGAGCUAAGGCCCAUCACCUUUGGGGCGAAGAGCACGAAACCGGCAGCUAACGACGGGGUGGGAGAGGCCAGGGGAUCUGGCAGAGGGAGAGGACGAGACGGCGCUGGCGAAUACGAGAUGGCUAACAUGAACGACGGAGCCAACAACGUAUGA